Penicillium alfredii is the source of this 1335-nucleotide messenger RNA. RefSeq names its product UBX domain protein. Gene Ontology annotation, molecular function: protein binding. Bases 1 to 1335 code for a protein of 444 amino acids. The transcript is spliced from 4 exons. The record is from RefSeq and is a predicted model, not a curated record. Lineage: Eukaryota; Fungi; Ascomycota; Eurotiomycetes; Eurotiales; Aspergillaceae.
AUGACGAUUUUCUAUCAAGGAAGUCUUCAGGGUGGCAUUGCCCUCGCUGUGAGGGAAGCCAAAGCUGUGGUUGAACAUUGCUCCGAAGGUCUUGGUAACCAACCAUUCCGCCAGGUCGCGCGCGUCCUCCAGGCCAAAUCCGUCCCGUUGCGGUUAACUGCGGGGAGCCAGGAAGCCGGGUUCCUGACGUCCUUCUGUCCCAUUUCUCAAUUUCCGGCCGUUGUGGUUAUCAGGAAUGGCAUGUUGAAAGAAUAUAUCGUACCGGAUAUCUCCAAAGAUGAGUUCCGCGGCCGUUUGUUAGCAGUUUUGGAGGGUCAGCAGGCACCGGAGUCUACGCAGAUACCGCAAGCCAGCGCACCCGUCGCAAGCAAUGUCACUGCUCCGGCACCAGCUACUUCUACACCUGUCGCUCCCGCUGCCCCAGCACCAAACCAAGCACCACAGCCAUCCACUAUCAACCAACCACAGCCUGUGCCACAACUAGGAAAUGAUGGCAUACAGACUGGAAAGCGGGGAACGAAUAAGGCACCGCCCAAGGACUCUAAACUCGCGAGCUCAGCGAGCACUACGUCAUCAAAACGCCAACCAGUGAAAGAAAACAGAAAGCAGGAAGCCACUUCAAAACCAGAUAAUAAGGAUAAAGCGUCAAAGGUGCCUCAGAAGCCCGCGAACUCGGGUGCUGGUGCGACGGCGGCUGGCCCUAGUGAGCAACAACAAUCGCGACCACCAGCCCCCCGAGCACCGCCAAACCAAUACAGGCUUCAGGUGCGGCUAUUCGAUGGAGGCUCUGUCCGUUCGAGCUUCGCACCAUCCCAGACAAUCCGGGGCGAUGUGCGUCCCUGGCUUGAUGCGCAGAUGGGGGAUGACAACCGACCUUAUAACCUGAAACACAUCUUAACUCCCCUUCCCAGCCAAGCCCUCUCCGUCGCCGAAGAGUCGCAGACCCUCGAAAAGUUGGGGUUGGGCUCAACAGCAAAUCUAGUCAUGGUUCCCGUCCAGACAUACACCGAGGCCUAUGCUACUGCCGGAUCCAGCUUGCCCGUUCGUGGUGCUUCGGCUGUCUAUAACAUUGUUUCUUCUGUCGCAAGCACUGCCACUGGUCUUAUAGGUUCUUUUAUUGGCUAUGGCCCAACCGCACCGGCAAACGACGCCGAUCCUGCUGCGUCUACAUCUCCUGCACCUCCAUCUGCUGACAAUGCCCCACGACCGCGCCCAGCCGGGCCUAACAUUCGGACCUUGGGAGAUCAGCAGAAUGGGCGUGGGGAUCGCCAGCUCUACAACGGAAAUCAGUUGAACUUCGAACCACGGAAGAAACAAGACGAGAAGGACAAAUAA